CAGGACUCGGCGACAACCCAGUAUCAGCGUACCUGGGUGCAAUGUCAGUUCGGGGUACCGCGGUCUGAUAAGUGAUAAGGGAGUGAAGUGAUGGUGGCAGGUGGUGGAGUGUAAGUGAUUCGUGAAGUGCAAGUGAUCAUGAUCUGCAGGCUGGUGGUGUCGCUUCUAGUCGCCCUAGUGGCGUGCAACGACCUAGAAAAAACACAGUUUGAAGCUGCUUUCCAAGGGCGAUGUGGCAGAGACAGCCCAUGUGAACAGCUGUGCUACGAACUACACGAUGGUAUGUUCGAGUGUGACUGCAAAGAAGGAUUCAUCCUCAGCAAAAACGGCUACAGCUGCUUAGAGCUGAACACCACGAUGGAGCCGAUGUUACUUCAGCAAGAGGCUGAGGCGGACAUAGGAGAAGACAUCCUCUACCAGAAGGACGCAUCGUUCUCCGCUGAGUUGGACACGGGGUCCAACAAUGAGGAGAAUGUGGAAACCACAACAGGGAGUUCGACGUCCUCGUCAGUGUCUUCUGUUGCCACUUCCACAAUAACAUCCACAACCGUCCAAGCCGUCCAGUUUGUGACGUCAUCGCCCCUGAGUGACGUCACUUCUAGCCCUUGUACACUUGAGUGUGCUGCUGGGGGUCAAUGUACCCUGGAGGCGGGGGUUCACCGUUGUCAAUGUCCUCUGGGUCGAUCGGGGCAGACUUGUGAAUCAGCAGAAGUGGAGGUGAGGUCCCCGCGCUUUUCUGGACAAGGGUGGUUGGCGUUUCCCGCGCUAAGGGCCGCCUACAAACACGUGCAACUGCAAGUAGAGUUCAGACCCGAGAGCUGGGACGGUAUACUGUUCCUCACAGGGGAGAGGGACGACCUGGCUGGGGACUUCAUGGUGCUCUUCCUCUACCAGGGCUUUGUGGAAUUCCGGUUUGACUGUGGAUCGGGUGUGGGUGUGGUGAGGUCGGAAGACAACGUUUUGCUCAACCAAUGGAACAAACUGACGUUAUACAGGCACCGUUGGGACGCAUGGAUACAACUGAAUAACGGAAAGAGGGUCCAGGGCCGAUCAAAGGGCCUGUUCUCCCGCAUCACGUUCAGAGAGCCUGUGUUCAUCGGAGGGCGAGGAAACACGUCGGGGAUUACGGAGAAGCUUCCCACAGAGCGUGGAUUUCGAGGAUGCGUCAGACACCUGGAGAUCAACGAUCUUAUAUACAACUUUGCCCUGGCACCAACCGGUGACGCCGUCAAGGGCUUUGAUAUUGACGAGUGUGUAGCAGACAGAUGCAGCAAAGUCCCUUGUCAGCACGGAGGCAAAUGCCUCACCUCAGGGGACUCUGCAGUGUGUCUCUGUCCUCUUGGCUUUACUGGCGACCUUUGUGAGACAAGGCUUGACUUACAGGUACCCUCCUUCAACGGCUCCUCCUACCUGAGGUACCCGGGUCUCGGGGGUUCCGCUCUCUCCUGGCUUGAUCUCCUGCUAGUCUUCAAGCCCAGUGCUGGGGACGGAGUCAUCCUGUACAACGGCCAUCGCACUGAUGGAGUCGGAGACUUCAUGUCGGUCUAUAUGAGUGAGGGUCAUCUGGAGUUCACCUUUGAUCUGGGAACGGGAGCUGCCACUUUAAGGAGUGAGGAGCCUGUCACGCUAGGGCAGUGGCACGAGCUACGAGUGUCCCGGACUGGGAGGUUGGCAGUCCUCCAAGUAGACAAGAAGCCUCCGACCCAGAUCCUCGCCCCAGGGGCCUUCACACAACUCUCCCUUCCCCUCAACCUCUACAUCGGCGGAGUUCCAAACUUCGACAUGGUAUCCCCCAAGGUGAAAGUCCGUACGUCGUUUGUGGGGUGCAUACAAAAGGUGGUGAUAAACAACCAGCCUCUUCACAUUCUGGCCGAAGCCUUGGCUGGGGUUAACGUCGACAACUGCCCCCACCCCUGCGUGGCGCGGCCUUGCGGGGAGCAUGCGCACUGCGUCCCCCACCACGAGGCGUACAAGUGCCAAUGUGAGCGCCAUUGUCAGGAAGUCAACGCCAUAACGACAUCAUCUACUGCCUCCUUCACAGGAACCACGUUCCUGCACUACACUGAUCCAGAUAUUGUCCACAGAAUCGUCGGGGACAAAGUCAGUAUCACACUGAGGUUCCGAACUGCUGCCAGCUCAGGCGUGCUGUUGUGGAGUGGAGGGGGCGAGCAGACCAAGGGGGCCAAGGGAGGGGGUGACUACUUAGCUCUGGGCCUGAGAGACGGCUUGGUUCACAUGAGGUACAACCUGGGCAGUGGCGAGGCUUAUCUCGUGCUCAACUCUAGUAGAAUGGACGACGGCCAUUGGCAUCAUCUCAAGGCAACAAGAAAUGGCCAGGAGAGCUGGUUAUCCGUUGACAACAGCGAGACUGCAUACAUUCGAUCACCAGGAAAAUUAAAACAGCUGAAUACAUACACGGGCUUAUACGUUGGUGGGGUAGAAGACAUGGAGGUGACAACACACCACAAAUACCACCGGGGGUUGAAAGGCUGCAUAUCAGACCUCGUGUUGGACUCGGACUAUCACGUGAAACUGUCGUGGUCGUCCGACUCUGCGGAUCAUUGCGGAUAAACCCAAGUGCCCGUCUUAGCAGACGACAAUGUACAGUUGGACUGAUAGUUCCACUUAGACAGCUGAUACCCUAGUGGCUGUGCUUGUGGGGGCAGACUACAUUCAGCAGAGCUUGAAGCUUCUGCACCACACGCACGGCGGUGUGUGUGCUUAACAUCAUCUCCUUACCAUUCAUUCGAGAGAUUUCUUCAUUUCUAUUUUGUAAGCUGCCGUUUUACUUGUGAAAAUGACUGAAAACGUCCUAUUGAACGAAUGAAGAUUUUUGUAUACUGAUCGGUUGUGAAGGAUAUUUAGUAGUAAGGCCAGCCUUGACUUUCUUAUUCCGAUUCAAGAGGUUUUGUAACUGUCAGGCUUUAGAACCGAAGUCCACGUAGUGAUCUUAACGAUAUUUUUAUACAAAGUAUAGGUACAGAAUUCUAUCAAUGUCGAUCCAAACGUAUUUAAAUUUAUGUGAAUUAAAUCAUCGUUUAUGCAUUUUAUUACAAAUUUCUUGUUUAUUUACAUUUAAAGUCAAUCAGUGUGAUUUCAAAUUUAUAAUACUGACGAAUUAGAGUUACAUUGUUUCUGUUUUUUAAUCUGAUUUAAAUCAUACUUGUGUAAUCAUCCAUUCAUCCUUUGUUUACUUCAGCUACGCAAUAAUAAUACACGUAAAAUCAAUUAAACUUUGUAAGGCUAACAUUCAAUUACUCGCAAUUGUUUACCUUUCAAUAAAUUGUGCUAUCCACCUUCCACACCACUUCUAGAAAACUAUUGUACAUAAGAUAAGGCAUCACGUUUCCCCUCCUUACCUGAUUCCCAGCUCCUUGAAACAUUUGCCAACCUUCCAUAACUUAUAUUUCUUUAAACGGUUUCCUCAUGAAACUAUACAUAUCUCCCACAAUACGUUACACUGAGCAAUAAAAUGUGCAAAUCAAUUUUCGGAUAAGACCUAUCUUUAGAUGACUCAUAUCACCUACUUUAUUGUGUUUAAGGUGCAAUUAUAAAUCCACAUAAUAAAUUACAAGUUCCUUGAUGUUCCUUCAUUUCAAAUACUCUACUUUUUCUACGUUCCUGGGAAUUUCGUAAGGAAUAUCAUCACCUUUAUACCCUUCCAGGCCGCACAGACAUAUCACCAUCAUGUACAGUGUUCACUUAGCCAUAGUUUUAUAUGUCUUUUGUGUAUAAUAAGCUGAGUUAGAUGUACUGUACAGAAUGUAUAUACACUUGUCGAUGGUCCACCCUGCACACUACCUUACAUCGUCAUUGUUUUUAUUGGUCACUAAUAAAAAACAA
Messenger RNA from Macrosteles quadrilineatus (aster leafhopper), 3843 nucleotides. Its product is annotated as pikachurin. The coding region runs from base 139 to 2571 and encodes 810 amino acids. Lineage: Eukaryota; Metazoa; Arthropoda; Insecta; Hemiptera; Cicadellidae. Gene Ontology annotation, molecular function: calcium ion binding. The record is from RefSeq and is a predicted model, not a curated record. The transcript is spliced from 14 exons.